Molecule: messenger RNA, 1242 nt
Organism: Lycium ferocissimum
Lineage: Eukaryota; Viridiplantae; Streptophyta; Magnoliopsida; Solanales; Solanaceae
Product: F-box/kelch-repeat protein At3g23880-like
Exons: 3
Coding region: 1-1242 (413 amino acids)
Molecular function (GO): protein binding
Source: RefSeq, a predicted model, not a curated record
AUGAAGAAAUCCGUUGCAAAUACAAAAAGGGGUAAUCUUUUCAAUCAAAUUACUAUUAACGAUGGAGGAAUUGUUAGAUGCCAACAGCAGCAGAAGAAGAAGAAAUCAGAUCAAAUUUGCAAAGGGAAGAGGACAUCAAAUAAUAGUAGUAGAGAGCAGAUGGAUAUUGAUGAGCCCCACUUCAAAGAGGAAAUAAUUAUGGAGAUACUCAGCAAGUUACCUGUGCGGUCUAUUCUCCGAUUCAAAUGUGUUUCAAAAUAUUGGGAAACAUUGAUGUCCGACCCUUACUUUAAGAUGAUGCAUCUCAAUCAUGCCAAAAAUUCCCAAAAACUUGUUAUUUCUCAAUGUUGCCCUGAAGGUAAUAUAUUUUCCAUGUAUUGUCUUCCUUUAUCAUCGGUUCAACCAGUUGAGAAUGUACAAAAACUUGAUUUCCCUUUAAUAUCUACACCAUACAGAUGCGCAAUCCAGGGUUCUUGUGAUGGCUUGGUUAUUAUCUGUGUUAAUGAUAAUAUUGAUGUUGAACGCAACAUACGUUUGCUAUGGAACCCCUCCACUGGAGAAUCAGUACUACUUCCCCCUCCAGUGUUUUCAAUGACUGGCGGAUGUCGUUUGGGAUUUGGUUAUGACUCAACUUCUGGUGACUAUAAGAUCCUUAAAAUUUACCCUCAAAUAGAUAUUCCUGGUGAAAUUCUCGCGUUGAAAAGUAGUUCCUGGAGAACUGUUGAUAAACAUCAUGGUGGCAUUUGCAAUGUGAUAUCUGGUACGCAUUCUUUGCCAUUUGUAAAUGAGGCAUUUCAUUGGAUCGGUGUUUCUGGAAACUAUUCUGUGGUGUCAUUUAGUAUUUCAAACGAAGUGUACGGAGAGAUACCUUUGCCACAGCAAAUAUUAUGCUUGAGGGGCAACAUCUAUAUUGGCGUUUCAGUAUUGGAAGGUCUGCUUUGUGUUCAUUCUUCUUCUAAUCAUGACAGGAACGUCUCUUUUAAAUUAUGGGUAUUGAAAGACUAUGGUGUCAAGGAAUCUUGGAAUGCAUUGUUUAUUAUAGAAGAUCCCUGUCUUUUUAACACCAUACCAAUUUAUAGGUUUGAGGAUGGUGAAGUGCUAUUUUGGGGCAUAAAUGUUGAUUGUCCUGGGCAUUCUUUUAGGACAUCCAGAGGACCAUUUGCAUUAUGGCCUCGAUGUGAUACCUUUCAAACUGGAACCGCUUUCACAGGAAGCUUGAUCUCUCCAAAAUCAGUAAUUUAG